Phlebotomus papatasi is the source of this 2468-nucleotide messenger RNA. It is a transcript of the gene por, whose product is annotated as protein-serine O-palmitoleoyltransferase porcupine. Lineage: Eukaryota; Metazoa; Arthropoda; Insecta; Diptera; Psychodidae. Gene Ontology annotation, cellular component: membrane; endoplasmic reticulum. The transcript is spliced from 3 exons. Gene Ontology annotation, biological process: Wnt protein secretion; protein palmitoylation; lipid modification. Gene Ontology annotation, molecular function: Wnt-protein binding; palmitoleoyltransferase activity. Bases 91 to 1410 code for a protein of 439 amino acids. The record is from RefSeq and is a predicted model, not a curated record.
AUGGAUUCUUCGAUUGCGAAGUAAUGUAUCUGUCAGUUUGUGUUUACACGCUUUUUGUCGCAAUUUUUUUUACCGGCAAUAUUCCAGCUGAUGGAAGAGUUUCUCUACGAUGACUACUACGGUGAUGAGUACGCGGAGGAAUUCGAGGACAGAGUUCCCGUUGGGUGGGGACUUGAAGGUGCAUGGGAGGGUUGUGUGGUGCCCGUAGGAAUUCAAAUGGGGACAGCUGUGGGAGUCAUUCUGAUUGCAUGUACUCUUCAUCGCAUCCUUAGCUCCGUCUUGGUGAGAUAUGGAACUGCUUGGCGUGAUCUCAUAAGUACUUUGUUUGGUUCCCUUCUUCUUGCCUUCAUAAUAGGACCAAAUGGAACGUGGGUUGCAGUGUUGAUCUUGCUCCAUGUUAUUCUUUUGAUUUGUCUGCAGUAUCGUCUAAUUUCAUGCAGCAUCUAUGUGAUAAUUGCCCUAUUAGCUCCCAUUCUCCUUGAAGUCCUUGAUUCAGACACUGAUCGCUGGCAACAGAUCAGGGGUGUUAAUAUGGGAAUUGCGAUGAAAGGUAUCUCUCUGGCUAUGGAUGGGAUUACUAUACCUUGGUAUACAACCAUUGGGUACCUCAUGCACCCACCAUCCCUGAUCUUUGGCCCUUGGAGACCUCUGGAAGAUUAUACAGUGACACCUCGAAGAGCAUUCUUUACUCUUCAGGAUUCGAUUUUAUGUCUCUGGUCGCUGUUUGUAGCUGGUUUUACUCUCCUUACCUCAAACUGUUUAGUAGCAUCACUUGUAUCUUCCUCUUGGAGAUGGCUGGAAGCUUAUAGGGACGCUCUAGCUUUUCGCCUAGGUCACUACUUUGUCAGCCACGUCGCUCGUGCUUCCUCAAUCGUAGCCAGUUCUGACUCACGACCCAUUGUUCACGCAUUAGCCGUCGAAGUACCACGGUCUCUUGUAGAUGUGGCUGUAUCCUGGAACAUCCCAAUGCACAUCUGGCUCAAGCGAUAUGUCUUUGAAAUCUAUCGGAAUCGUGGGGCUACUGUUGCUCUCCUAAUUACCUACCUCGUAUCAGCUUUACUUCAUGGCCUCAGUCCACCUCUUGUGGCAGUUCUUAUGCACUUGGCUACGGCAUCCUGGGCGGAAUUCAGCGUUCGGCGAAAAGUUGCUUCGGUAUUUAGGGCCUGCGUUGCAGCAAGGAAAUGCACAAAUUGCAAACAUACUCAUCGAGGGAUCAGAACAAUUGCAAUUAAUGUAAUGUUUGGAGCUGUGGCCCUACUGCAACUUACAUACUUAGGAGCACUUUUUGACGGUACUCAGCAUACUUCUAUUGCAUCAGCAGGUGGUGCUGUUUGGGAUAAGUGGCGGCAUUUAGGAUUUGCUGGUCACUGGAUAUUAGGUGGAGCACUGGUAUUUCAUAUUGCUUCAUGAAUUCAUUUGAACGAACUUACUAACAAAAAAUCUUCCCAGAACAAUUUGUGAUUUUUACAAUGAGAUUUCAGGCAACUAAUUAAGAAUAAUAAUAAUUCUUGGCACAAGAUCCUGUAGGUAGAGGAACUUGAUCUUCUGCACAUUCAGUAUUAUUUUUCUUGUACAUGAUAGAGUGUCAAUGCCAAGCCCUAAGGAAUUAAGUGCAGUGGCAUUGACUAAAUAUAAUUUGAACAUUUUUAUUUAAAGAGAAUUCAAGCUCGGGACAUUGUGUUAUAAAACCAACGUCCUACUUCUUAAAACUUUCUGUGGCCUGGCAAUUUCUUGAUUAAAAUAUUUUAACACGUUAUGCAUCUUCUACCAAUGCGCGAUUAACCCUUUAAGGACGUGGAACACCGGUGUCCCAAAAACAAAAACAUAAUUUUGACUAAAGAAAGUUAUGUUGUCCUCUAAAUAGUCUGAAAAAUUAGUUUUUAUUUUUGGGACACCGGUAUCCCAUUCAUCCUUAAGCUCUAUGGAAGUAAACUAUAGUUAUCAUAUUGGCAUGUUAAAAUAAAUAAUCCUCAACCGAGAACAUUAACAUUAUUUAUUUAAAAAUAAUGUUAAGAAAGGUGUGUUCAAAGCAAUUAAAUAAAAUUAAAUUUACGAGGAAAUUUCAAAAGCAAUAAAAUCAAACAUUUGUAAUUCUGACAUUUAUUAUAGAAAAAUCACACAAUUGAGACAAUUGUAAACAUUCUUUAAAGAGCUUAGGAUAAUGGAAAAUUUACUGAAGAGAAAAAUCACUAAAUAAAGCUACUUUAUAAAAAUUUGGUGUAUAUAGGACAGAUCCUCACUAAAUCACACCAAAUGCGCCAAAUUGAUUGCCAAGCAUUGUGUGAAUGAUACCAUCUGAACAAACGAUAAGAGAAAAUCCCCAGGAAAUCACAUUUGAAACCACUGAAGAUGAAAUCAAGAUUUUAUCAUAAGUCUUUGGUGGUUUGUCACGUAACGAAGAACCAUGACUAAAAACUUCAUAAUGUAUUAAUAUUUAAAAUGAAAUAAAUUCAAAUAAUUUACUACUA